AUGACCUCAACCUCGGACUUUGCUGUCGUUAUCUGCCAUGGUAACUACUAUACUCUAGAGCCCUAUAUGCCUUUAGUAGAGGCCUUAAAAGCAGAAGGAAUAGAGGCAUUUUGCCCUCAGCACCAUACCUCGGACCUAACCAAGCUAAAUGUUGGAGGCAUAAACAAUCCUAACUUCGACCGGGAGCCUCCAAAAGGGGGAUAUCCGCAAGGCGAAGAGGAAACCGAAGUCAUUCUUGAUACCCUUCGUCAUGUAGUUAGCCGUGGUAAAAAAGUUCUCCUGAAACACCGGGUAGACGGGCUUAGUACUAUAGUCGAAGCUAACAAAUACCUAUUUAAUGACAUUGAAGCAUCUGCUGCGGAGAGAUGGGCAGCCGCUCUUACAGCCGCACCUGUUUCAACUACAAAACUGACGAAUAAUGCAUAUGCCGCCCUUCAUUGUGCCUAUUUGGUACUAGAAGGGAACCUAACGCUGCCUAAAGAAUACCAAGAAGCAAUGGUAGCUGCCCAGAGCCGAAAAACUGGUGAAUUCUCAGUAUAUAGGUGCUCAGCUGGUCAUUCUCCUCACUUGAGCUGGACUCGGGGCGUUGUCAAUACUGUACAGGACUUCAAGAAGAUUGAAGAUCAGCGGGGCUGA
Daldinia loculata is the source of this 636-nucleotide messenger RNA. Its product is annotated as alpha/beta-hydrolase. The record is from RefSeq and is a predicted model, not a curated record. The transcript is spliced from 2 exons. The coding region runs from base 1 to 636 and encodes 211 amino acids. NCBI's taxonomy places the organism in Eukaryota, Fungi, Ascomycota, Sordariomycetes, Xylariales, Hypoxylaceae.